AUGGCAGCACUGGUGGAUUCACCGCGGCCGGCUCUGGUUAGCGAUGCCGACCUCCUCCAAGCCCGCGCUGCACUGCAGCACCAGAAUAGUCCCGACAUUUCAGUGCCACGUGAAUUCAUCUCACUGAUCGUCGAAGAACUGAUCUAUCGCCGAGAGUCCCACUCCGCAAUCGCAGACGUUGAACAUGAAUGCUCUGCGCUUCGCAAAGAGCUUCGCAAACACACCCACAUCAACGAGGCCUUUCAGAAAGAACUGCGCGAGAUCGGGGAGAUUAUCACGCAAGUUGCCCAUGGCGAUUUGUCUCAGCGCGCGCGGCUUCAUCCGUUGGAGAUGUCGCCCGACAUUGCGACCUUCAAGCAGACCAUUAACACGAUGAUGGAUCAAUUGCAAAUCUUCAGUCAGGAAGUGACCAAGGUGGCCCGCGAGGUGGGCACUGAGGGAGUUCUUGGUGGCCAGGCCAAUAUUGAGGGCAUUCAGGGAAUCUGGCAAGAGCUGACGGUCAACGUGAACGCUAUGGCCAACAACCUGACUACCCAAGUUCGUGACAUUACGACCGUGACUACCGCAGUCGCUAAGGGCGAUCUGACUCGGAAAGUGCAAGCAGAUUGUAAGGGCGAAAUUUUACUACUCAAGAACAUCAUCAACUCUAUGGUGGACCAGCUCCGCGAAUUCGCGUUCGAGGUGAGCCGAGUGGCUCGUGAAGUCGGAUCGGACGGAACUCUUGGUGGCCAGGCCGUGGUCCACGGUGUUGAGGGUACUUGGAAGAAUCUGACCGACAAUGUGAAUCGCAUGGCUUCGAACCUGACCCAACAAGUCCGUGAGAUUGCCAAGGUGACGACUGCUGUGGCUCGUGGUGACCUCACUAUGAAGGUGACCGCUGACGUUAAGGGUGAAAUCCUGGACCUGAAACUCACUAUUAAUGCAAUGGUCGACCGGCUCAACCAGUUCGCCUUUGAGGUGAGCCGUGUGGCUCGGGAAGUUGGUACGGAUGGCACACUUGGUGGACAAGCCCAAGUCGAGAACGUCGAGGGCCGUUGGCGUGAUCUAACGGACAACGUGAAUACAAUGGCCCAGAAUCUCACACAGCAAGUGCGACAGAUUUCAAAUGUCACACAAGCCAUCGCUCGAGGCGAUUUGAGCACCAAGAUUGAGGUCCACGCCCAGGGAGAAAUCCUGACUCUGAAAGAAACGAUCAACAGCAUGGUGGACGGUCUCAGUCAAUUUGCCCGAGAGGUCAAGAUCGUGGCGAGAGACGUGGGAGUGAGAGGCAAACUCGGUGGACAGGCCAAGCUAGAUGGAUCGUACGGUAUUUGGCGGUCAAUUAGUGAAGACGUCAAUAUCAUGGCCGACAAUCUCACUUCGCAGGUGCGAGCCUUUGGCGAGAUCACGGAGGCUGCGAUGAGCGGUGAUUUCACCAAGCUGAUCACCGUGUCGGCAUCGGGCGAGAUGGAUGACUUGAAACAAAAGAUUAAUAAGAUGAUCUGGAGUUUACGCGAUAGUAUCCAGCGGAAUACGGCUGCCCGCGAGGCUGCGGAACUGGCGAACCGUAGCAAGUCUGAAUUCCUUGCCAACAUGAGUCACGAAAUUCGAACUCCGAUGAAUGGAAUUAUCGGACUUUCGAGUUUAGCACUCGACACGGACGAUCUUGCGGCUCCUGUCCGCGAAACGCUCAAUAUGGUCCACAACCUCGCCAUCAGCCUGUUGACCAUUAUCGAUGACAUCCUGGAUAUCUCCAAGAUUGAGGCCAACCACAUGAUGAUCGAGAAAAUGCCGUUCAGUCUGGGGUCUACCGUAUUCGGCGUUUUGAAAGCUCUGGCAGUGGAAACAAACGAAAAGGCUCUCACCUUAUCCUACACCGUUGAUGGCAACGUGCCUGACUUCCUGAUUGGCGAUGCAUAUCGCUUGCGUCAGGUGAUGCUGAACCUAGUCGGCAACGCCAUCAAAUUCACCGACCAUGGUGAAAUUCGAGUCACGAUUAGGCGUGCCGAGAACAGCGAUUGCCAAAAGGAUGAGACAAUGUUCGAAUUCUCAGUCACGGAUCCUGGCAUUGGUAUCGAGGAGAGCAAACUCGGUCUGAUCUUCGAUAAGUUCCAGCAGGCAGACGGGUCGAUGACUCGUCGUUUUGGCGGCACAGGUCUCGGACUGGCCAUUUCCAAGCGCCUCGUCUCUCUCAUGGGUGGUGAUAUCUGGGUUACGUCCCGUGUGGGCCAGGGAAGCAAGUUCUCAUUUACCUCUCGAGCCAAACUGGCAGAAGCUCCAGCAGGAUUCUCGGAGCAAUUGGCGCCUUAUCGGGGCCGGCGAGUUCUCCUCGUUGACAAUGGCGAUUUGGAAGGCUGUCCCGUUCCCGCAAUGCUACAGGGCUUUGGUCUCGAGCCCGUCGUAGUCAAUGACAACGAACUUGUUCCCAACCUAUCCCGAAAGGACCUGUGUGGCUCGUUCGAUGCUAUGCUAGCCCCGAGCUUGGAGACAGCAGCAAAGCUACGCGCGGACCCGAAUCUCUCUCUCAACCCACUGGUCAUCGUGGCACCCGUGGUAUCCCUCCUUCUCAAGUCUGCCGGUGAACUCGGCGUGUCAUCUUACGUCACAACACCCUGCCGACCCAUCGACUUCUGGAGCGGUAUCCUCCCAGCCCUCGGCAACCGCAUAAAUCGCGUUUCCGAAGGUAUCACCCGCUCUCUCGCAAUCCUCCUCGCCGAAGACAACGACGUAAAUCAGAAAGUGGCCGUCCGCAUCCUCCAAAAGUGCAACCACAACGUCACAGUCGUCGAGAACGGCCUCCAAGCCGUCAAAGAAGCACAGCAACACCGCUACGACGUAAUUCUGAUGGACGUCUCCAUGCCAGUCAUGGGCGGAUUCGAGGCCACGAUCAAAAUCAGACAACACGAGAAAAUGAACAGUCUGCCGCGCACGCCUAUCGUGGCACUUACCGCGCAUGCCAUGCUCGGUGAUCGCGAUAAAUGCAUUCAAGCAGGCAUGGACGAGUAUCUCUCCAAGCCGUUGAACUCGAACAUGAUGAUGCAGACUAUCCUGAAGUGUGCAUCUAUGAAUUUGGUCUCUGCUGUAGAGACUUGA
This is a messenger RNA of Penicillium cataractarum, 3072 nucleotides long. Its product is annotated as Histidine protein kinase NIK1. The record is from RefSeq and is a predicted model, not a curated record. Lineage: Eukaryota; Fungi; Ascomycota; Eurotiomycetes; Eurotiales; Aspergillaceae. Gene Ontology annotation, biological process: cellular hyperosmotic response; phosphorelay signal transduction system; phosphorylation. Bases 1 to 3072 code for a protein of 1023 amino acids. The transcript is spliced from 2 exons. Gene Ontology annotation, cellular component: membrane. Gene Ontology annotation, molecular function: phosphorelay sensor kinase activity.